CUCCCUCCCGGAGUCCCCGUGUCGUGCCUCUCCCGGUAGCACGUUACUGCUGGGUAUGAAGAGGUUGUCUGUGCUGCUGGUGGACUACAGGAAAACAACGGGGCUGAGUGGAACUGUGAGAGGAGGAGAAGAGAAGAAAGGAUCAGAUUUGACACACCAAAGAGAAAGGCCAGACUCGGAGGAACCAGAGCCAGGGACGUCCAAACUAGCAAGACGACACCACUGCUCCCACUGUGGAAAGUGUUUCAACAAGUCGGAGAAGCUGAAACGGCAUGAGAGAAUACACACAGGAGAGAAGCCUUACCACUGCUCCCAGUGUGGAAAGUGUUUCAACCAGAGAGUAAACCUGAAACAACACGAGAGAAUACACACAGGAGAGAAGCCUUACCACUGCUCCCAGUGUGGAAAGAGUUUCAACCGGAAAGAAAACCUGAAAGCUCAUGCGAGAAUACACACAGGAGAGAAGCCUUACCGCUGCUCCCAAUGUGGAAAGUGUUUCAACCAGUCGGGGGAGCUGAAACUACAUGAGAGAAUACACACAGGAGAGAAGCCUUUCCACUGCUCCCAGUGUGGAAAGAGUUUCUACCGGAAAGAAAACCUGAAAGUUCAUGAGAGAAUACACACAGGAGAGAAGCCUUACCACUGCUUCCAAUGUGGAAAGUGUUUUGUCCGUUCGUGGGAGCUGAAACUGCAUGAGAGAAUACACACUGGAGAGAAGCCUUACCACUGCUCCCAAUGUGCAAAGUGUUUCAUCCAGUCAGGGGAGCUGAAACGACAUGAGAGAAUACACACAGGACAGAAGCCUUACCACUCCUCCCAGGUUGCAAACCAUUUCCAGCAGAUGGCGAUGAGCGUCUUUCAGCUAACAUCCCUGACCAUGAGUUCAUUAAACUACUCCCCUGCUAUAGAAGAGGAGGACUGCUGUUUGGAGAAAGAAGUUCUGGCGCUGAACAUUGAAGAAGAGGAUGAGGUUACAGUGAAAGAAGAGAAAGAACAUUUCAGAAUGAAAAAGGAGGAAGAGGAGACUGUUAUAAUGAAGGAAGAAGAUGCUGUUAUAGUGAAAGAACAUUUCAGAAUGAAAAAGGAGGAAGAGGAGGCUGUUAUAGUGAUAGAAGAGAAAGAACCGUUUAGAGAGGAAGAGGAUGCUAUCUCAAUAAAGGUGAAGGGGGAAGACGUUUUGGGAGUGAAAGAAGAGACAGAAUAUCAGAUUAACACCAGAGAGAGACAUGACUAUUGUGGAUCCUCUGGGGAGCUUCAACAACAUCCUGAUGCUGACGAGACAGAGAAGAGUCUCUCCAGAUCAGAACACAAGAUGGACAACGCUAGCCCUUCCUCCCUCCCGGAGUCCCUGUAUCGUGCCUCUCCUGGUAGCACCUUACUGCUGGGUAUGAAGAGGUUGUCUGUGCUGCUGGUGGACUGCAGGAAAACAAUGGGGCUGAGUGGAACUGUGGGAGGAGGAGAAGAGAGGAACGGAUCAGAUUUGACACAUCAAAGAGAAAGGCCAGACUCGGAGGAACCAGAGCCAGGGACGUCCAAACUAGCAAGACGACACCACUGCUCCCACUGUGGAAAGUGUUUCAACAAGUCGGAGAAGCUGAAACGGCAUGAGAGAAUACACACAGGAGAGAAGCCUUACCACUGCUCCCAGUGUGGAAAGUGUUUCAACCAGAGAGUAAACCUGAAACAACACGAGAGAAUACACACAGGAGAGAAGCCUUACCACUGCUCCCAGUGUGGAAAGAGUUUCAACCGGAAAGAAAACCUGAAAGCUCAUGCGAGAAUACACACAGGAGAGAAGCCUUACCGCUGCUCCCAAUGUGGAAAGUGUUUCAACCAGUCGGGGGAGCUGAAACUACAUGAGAGAAUACACACAGGAGAGAAGCCUUUCCACUGCUCCCAGUGUGGAAAGAGUUUCUACCGGAAAGAAAACCUGAAAGUUCAUGAGAGAAUACACACAGGAGAGAAGCCUUACCACUGCUUCCAAUGUGGAAAGUGUUUUGUCCGUUCGUGGGAGCUGAAACUGCACGAGAGAAUACACACUGGAGAGAAGCCUUACCACUGCUCCCAAUGUGCAAAGUGUUUCAUCCAGUCAGGGGAGCUGAAACGACAUGAGAGAAUACACACAGGACAGAAGCCUUACCACUCCUCCCAGGUUGCAAACCAUUUGCCCAUUUAGGAAGCCUGAAAGAACACAUUAGACUGCACACAAAGGAGAAGGCUUAGAAAAGCUCAGACUGGGAAAACAUAUUACUCAUAAGUCACUUAAACGUCAUUAGAGAAUCCACACAGGAGAGAGAAAUUACUUCUCUUAGCGUGUAUGUUGAUAUUUCACAUCACAUUGACUUAAAAUUCAUCAGAGAACAUACACAGUGCUCCCGUUGUCUUAUAUUGUUGACUGACAAUGUGUUUACCUGUCUUUACCAGAUGAAAUUAAAUGGUACAGGGUAUACUCAAACAUAUAUUUGUUUGUUUUUAUUAGAAAACAUUAAUUGAAUAUGGAGUAUGUCAGUUUGAAUAUAAAGAAGAUCAGGUUCCUUCUUUUAAAUUGUCCUUUUUUAAAACUCUGUGUGUUUAUCUGGGUGUGUCAUUCCUCCAGCACUACAGAUAAUCAAGUGAUAUUUGGAUGUGAUGCAUUUGUUGCAUUGUUGUCCACUGAUGAUUUAAUGAAAUGAAAAUGUUCAGACUCUGUAAUGGAAAAUGUUAAUUGUUUGUGUGUCCACAUAACUGUGCGCUGUGUAACUCUGUUAUUCUCUAUGAGCUCAGAAAUAAAGAAUCUUGGUUUGA
Molecule: messenger RNA, 2784 nt
Organism: Oncorhynchus masou masou (cherry salmon)
Lineage: Eukaryota; Metazoa; Chordata; Actinopteri; Salmoniformes; Salmonidae
Product: zinc finger protein ZFP2-like
Exons: 7
Coding region: 56-2176 (706 amino acids)
Biological process (GO): regulation of transcription by RNA polymerase II
Cellular component (GO): nucleus
Molecular function (GO): DNA-binding transcription factor activity, RNA polymerase II-specific; RNA polymerase II cis-regulatory region sequence-specific DNA binding
Source: RefSeq, a predicted model, not a curated record